Aphanomyces astaci is the source of this 1344-nucleotide messenger RNA. RefSeq lists its product as hypothetical. The transcript has 4 exons. Gene Ontology annotation, molecular function: beta-glucosidase activity. Bases 1 to 1344 code for a protein of 447 amino acids. Gene Ontology annotation, biological process: glucan catabolic process. The record is from RefSeq and is a predicted model, not a curated record. Lineage: Eukaryota; Oomycota; Saprolegniomycetes; Saprolegniales; Verrucalvaceae.
AUGGACAGCCAACUCAGUUUUCCGCAACUGCCUGGGCAGUCCUGGGCAAGACUCGUAUACGAGGCCUACCCGCUCAGGUGUUUAUGCUGGCGCAUCACGGCACUCAAGCUAUGUCUCAACCUGUACGAGGUCCCCGUGCCCGGCAAGGACGUCGUCGACUUGGUGGGCGACGCGGCCAGCCAACGACUCGCGUACAAACUCGCGUCCGAGAGUAUCGUGCUGCUCCAGAACGUCAACUCGACAUUGCCCAUCGCUGUAUCCAGUCGUAUCUUCCUCACGGGUCCAUCCAUCGCCAGUAUCGGGAACCUCUGCGGGGGAUGGAGUCUGGCGUGGCAGGGGCUGUCGUCUGACAACGCCUUGUUUCCGCACGGACAGACAGUCCAAGACGCGCUGCGCGUCGCGUGUCCUUCCUGCGCCAUCGAAGCCAUAUCAGGGGUCGAUAUCCACGGCGCGUAUACCGAAGAUGUGCUGGUUGAUGCAGUCAAGAAAGCCUCUCGGUCCGACUACACGGUCGUGGUGCUAGGCGAAGGGCCGUACGCGGAGAAACAGGGCGACAUUGACGACUUGGACUUGCCUCGCGGUCAGCAAGAGUACGUCCGGGCGCUGGCGGCCACGGGGACCAAGGUCGUGUUGGUGUUGGUGCAAGGUCGUCCUCGCUUGCUGCGGGGGCUUCCGGACAAAGCCUCUCGGUCCGACUACACGGUCGUGGUGCUAGGCGAAGGGCCGUACGCGGAGAAACAGGGCGACAUUGACGACUUGGACUUGCCUCGCGGUCAGCAAGAGUACGUCCGGGCGCUGGCGGCCACGGGGACCAAGGUCGUGUUGGUGUUGGUGCAAGGUCGUCCUCGCUUGCUGCGGGGGCUUCCGGACGUAGUCCACGCCGUGCUGAACGCGAUGCUGCCGUGUGAGUUGGGCGGCGCGGCCAUCGCCGACAUCCUCUUGGGGUCUGUGAAUCCGAGCGGCAGGUUGCCGUUUACGUACCCCAAGACUAUGGCGGACAGCGCGGUGCCGUACUACCACCGACAGAACCUCGGGUGCGUCGUGAACGAGACGUUUGGCGAAUGCGAGCACGAGGGGCCGUUUGGGGCUGGUUCGAGCUACUCGACGUUCGCGUAUUUCAAUUUCACGCUGUCUGUGGGUGGCGAGCCGGGGCAGUACGACUUUUCACUCGGCCAUGGAGGGGAAGUUGCGUCGAUCACACUGCACACGACAAAGGAAUUGGUCUAUGCGUGGGCCGAAGUUCCAACCCCACUGGAGGCAGCGACGCCGUCAACACUUGGUGAAGUGUCGACCGUGUUGAAUCCUGUGGCCAACAUGUACGUAGCAGCGUCGGGUGACAUUUGA